Messenger RNA from Schistocerca piceifrons (Central American locust), 3466 nucleotides. RefSeq names its product serine/threonine-protein phosphatase 6 regulatory ankyrin repeat subunit A-like. NCBI's taxonomy places the organism in Eukaryota, Metazoa, Arthropoda, Insecta, Orthoptera, Acrididae. Gene Ontology annotation, molecular function: protein binding. The transcript has 5 exons. The record is from RefSeq and is a predicted model, not a curated record. Bases 740 to 2410 code for a protein of 556 amino acids.
GUUCUGUCGCUGUAGGUAACUGGGCGUGGUUUGCAAUUGCUGGGUGUAACCUUACUCACGUCGCAAUCACUAGUUAUAUUGGAAUCCAGUGUGUUUCAGGUUCAGCCAUCAUGUCAACAACAGACGAGAGUUCGAAAACCCCGGCAUGUGACUUGGUUGCUCUCCUGGAUGCCAGAGAUGCAGCACUCAUAACACUGGUGGCGGGAGAGAUGCAGCUGGCUGUACACAGAUCCGUCUUGGUGGCCAAAAGCCCAGUGUUCAGUGCAAUGCUGGCUCACGACAUGUUGGAGGCCAACAGCGGUCGCAUAGUCAUCACAGAUGUCGACCCGGAGGUGCUGCAGCAGCUGCUGCUGUUCAUGUACCAGGACAGCACUCCGCAACUCUGCAGUAUGGCACCACAGCUCUUGAUGGCCGCAGACAAAUAUUGCUUGCCUGACUUGAAGGCACAGUGCGAAUUGCAACUGAUCCAAGAUCUGUCUGUGGAAAAUGUCACGUCAAGUGCCUCAAUCGCGUUGCGGCACUCUUGCUGUCGGUUAAAGGAAGUGUGUGGCAUCUACAUGCAGGCCAACUUUACCAAGGUGAUGGGCACUGAGGGGUGGGCAGAAGCAGUGAGAAAGCACCCUGAAGAGUUUGUGGAGGUCACUCGUUUGGUUGCAGCAAAACCAUCAAAACCCAGGAAUGAAUCUCGGGAGUUGGACCAGAGGCUGCUGGAGGCUGUUAAAAAAACAAUUUGAAGGAGAUGCAGCAGCUGUUAGCCACAGGGGCAGAUGUGGGGGCACGGGACAUGAGCGGGAAGACUGCGCUUCAUCUUUCUGCAAACUCACCGAGCAGACUGAGGUUCCUGCUGCAAACCGGUGCAGAUGUGGCACUGCGGGAUGGGAGCGGGAGGACAGCCCUCCAUUUUGCAGCUACCAGUGGAGAUAAGGAAGCUGUGGCAUGUCUGCUGCAGGCCGGUGCACGCGUAGAUGUGAGGGACACACAGCUCCAAACAGCUCUACAUUCUGCCAUUCAGGGAAGUAACCUGGAAGUUCUCCAGCAGCUGCUGGCAGUCUCCAGUGAUGUGAACACUGCCGACACAUACGGGUGCACACCACUGCACCUGGCAGCAGAACGGGGCAACGAAGCUGUGGUACAGGCACUCCUGGAUGUGGGUGCGGACAAGAAUGCUAGGAACAAGCGAAGAGAGACUCCGCUGCAUGUUGCUGAGCGGUGUCAUAAGGAGGAACUGCGAGCUUUGCUCAGUGUUUCAGGUGCAACCAGUGCAUCAGAGACAAAUAAGAAUCCAAAAGCUCUGGCCUACGACUUUGGUGCCGUCUUGGACGCCAGGGAUGCUGCACUCGUAACGAUAGUGGCGAGAGACAUUCAGCUAGCUGUACACAGGUCUGUGUUGGUGGCCACAAGCCCAGUGUUUGCCUCAAUGUUGGCCCACAACACGGAGAAGGCCAGCAGCGGUUGUAUCCUCAUCGAAGAUGUCGAACCGGAGGUGUUGCAGCAGCUACUGCAAUUUAUGUACAAGGACAGCAUUCCACAGCACUGCAGUGUGACACCACAGCUCCUGGUGGCUGCAGAUAGAUAUUGCGUGUCUGACUUGAAAGCACAAUGCGAAAUACAGCUGGCGCGUGAUCUGUCAGUGGAAAAUGUGAUGACGAGUGCCUCGGUCGCAUUGCGGCAUUCGUGUCCUCACCUGACGGAAGCAGCUGGAUGCUUCCUCCGGACCAACUUUACCAAAGUGGUGGCCACUGAGGGGUGGAAAGAAGCCGUGCACAACCACCCUGAAAAAUUUGUGGAAUUCAGCCAUCUGAUUGCAACGACACCAGCAAAAACAAGGAGUACCUCUCAGGAGGAGAUGGACUGCAAGCUGCUCAAGGUGGCCGAAACUGUGGAUUCUACAGAAGUGCAGGAGCUGCUAAACGCUGGGGCGGACGUGGGGACACGGGAUGUGAGGGGGAGGACUGCCCUUCAUAUUGCCGCAGCAAUUCCCAUGUACUAUUUGACCUUUCUGGGCUACCUGCUAAAAGCUGGGGCAGAUCUGGGGGCAAAGGAUGAAAGUGGGAGGACUGCCCUUCACUGUGCAGCUGCCAGAGGACUCAAGAAUACCACAGAGUAUCUACUGCAGUAUGGUGCGUGUGUGGAUGUGAGGGACAGGUGGCUGCAAACGCCUCUGCACGCAGCUGCACAGGGAAACUCAGAAAUUGUUGGAAUCCUAGCGAAAGCUUCUAGUGAUGUGAAUGCUGCCGACGUGUACGGGUGCACACCACUACACUUGGCGGCACAGUGGUUCGACAUAUCUGCGGUACGGGCUCUGCUGAAUGCCGGUGCAGACAAAAAUAUUAGGAACAAUGAAAGGGAGGCACCCAGAGAUGUUGCUGACCGGUAUAAAAGAGAACACUUGCUAGCCUUACUGAAGUGAACCUCACCUCCUUACAAGGAAGGACAUGCGUAAAAUGAAACUUACAUAUACGCUCUUCACUUUUGUCACAGAAGCCAUGUGCAAGUAGCAAUAGGAAUGAGGGCUGGUUGUACAGGAUAUCCCAAACCUGCUAUCACAAUUGUACAGACAGUAGAUUAUGCUAUAAGAAAGUAAUGGUUGGAAACUUAACUUUGCUUCAGAAACAUCUGGCCCUUUUCUUAACCUCAACAGCUUGUGAGUUCACCACAUAGGCAACUGAAAAUUGCAAUUGGUACGAUUUUCUUAUUAUAGUUAGAUCGACAAAAGAUGGUGAUUUGCACAGCUCGAGACAAGGACGGGGAGCGCAUUGUUGCCUGCUCCAAGCAAUGUUUGCGGUAAGUGCAUACACUUGCUCUGCACUUGAAAAAAGUGUGUGUACUGCAAAUUAUGUCCCUCACAUGCUUAUGCAAAAUUUGUUGCUUACCACUGCAAUCAGCCUUGACAACUUGCAACAAAUGGAGUAAAAAUUUUAUAACCAAUGCACUAUGAUCAUGUUCAAUGCAGUGGCUAAGACAUUCACAACAGAGUGCUGAGAACACUACUGAAUACUCAUUGGCUGUUGGGGAAUACGUGACAUAGAUGCACAGAACAAGCCUGAACUCAACCACCAUCUUUUGUGUCUCCAACUAUAGUCAUUCUUUAUACACUUUCACAAAAUAUUUGGACUCAGAAAUAAAAAAAAAAAAAAGUAACAGCUAAGUGUUGUAAGAGUAGAAGCCAUGGCCUUUUUUAAAGUGGCUGUUUCUAUAUUAAUAUACAUAUACAGUAAUGGAGUAAUUCCCAAAAUGAUCAUUGCGAUUAGAUUAACCAAUAGACAUAAUUUGUUGUUGGUAUGAUUUGCAGAAAUACCUGUACCCUGAAGUCUGUCUUUAGGAUGGGAGCUACCAAAUGUGAUGUGUGCGCAAUUGAAUCAGAGCUCGUAGAGUUCAGUUUACAAACAGGUAGUUGCCAUUAAAUUAUGUGCAAGGGAAUAUUCACCAUAAAUUAUCCCUGUUCACCUCAACUUUUUCAUUUGAA